This is a messenger RNA of Fragaria vesca subsp. vesca, 2015 nucleotides long. Its product is annotated as pirin-like protein-like. The transcript has 6 exons. The record is from RefSeq and is a predicted model, not a curated record. Lineage: Eukaryota; Viridiplantae; Streptophyta; Magnoliopsida; Rosales; Rosaceae. The coding region runs from base 95 to 997 and encodes 300 amino acids.
AUCACAUUUACACAAGUUUUUCAAAUUUUCAAUCAAAGUUUCUGAACAAGUACUAGUUGCUAUACUGUUGUUGAUCAUAUAAAUUAAGAAGAAUAUGUCUGGGACAGAAGUUUCACUCGGUUUUGAAGGACGAGCUGUGGUGAGCAAGUUCUUGGCCAGGCCUCAGCAUGAAGGAGUUGGUGCCAUUGUUAGAAGAAGCAUUGGGAGGUUUGAUCUGGGAUACUUUGAUCCUUUUCUUGUUCUGGAUGAGUUCUCAGUUACAGCUCCUGCUGGUUUUCCUGAUCAUCCACACCGAGGGUUUGAGACAGUGACCUACAUGUUGCAGGGAGCCAUCACACAUGAAGAUUUUGAAGGGCACAAAGGGACGAUCGGAGCCGGCGAUGUGCAGUGGAUGACUGCAGGUAGAGGUAUCGUUCACUCGGAAAUGCCUGCAGCCCAAGGAACCCAAAAGGGUCUACAGUUGUGGAUAAACCUUUCCUCCAAACAUAAAAUGAUUGAGCCAAAAUACCAAGAAAUGGUGAGCAAGGACAUUGCAGAGGCUACAAAAGAUGGGAUCAAGGUUAGAGUGAUAGCAGGAGAAGCCUUGGGAACAAAGUCACCAAUUUACACAAGAACCCCAACCAUGUACUUGGACUUCACUCUCAAACCAGGAGCUCACCUUCAGCAACCAAUAUCAGUAUCAUGGAAUGCAUUUGUAUAUGUCUUGGAGGGGGAAGGUAUUUUUGGAACUUCAAAGUCUAUGCCAGUGGCAGGUCACCACCUUCUUGUUCUAGGAUCUGGGGAUGGAUUGGAGGCAUGGAACAAGUCUUCCAAGAACCUUAGGUUUAUAUUAGUUGGAGGCCAACCUUUGGGGGAGCCUGUAAAGCAACUUGGUCCCUUUGUGAUGAACACAGAUGAAGAGAUUGAUCAAACCAUUGAUGAUUUUGAAAAUUGUGUCAAUGGAUUUGAGAAGGCAACACACUGGAGAUCUGGAUCUGCACUGAACCUUGAUUUUUAGAUCUUGUUAAUUGUAUUAUUUGAGAGAUUAUCUAUUGAUUUAUUUUGGAAGAGGGAUUUAAAUGCUGUUAAACAAUAAGCAUGCAUGUACUGUUCAAACUUCAAAGUAUAUCUUCUUCUUUGUUGCUUAAAUUAAUCCACAAGAAACCCAGACAGUCAAAUUUGAUUAGCCAAAAACAAAAUUACAAUAGUCAAUGGCCUGUUAGCAAGUGGAAUUAUGGCACUCAGCUCUCCUAUAAAAGAUGGCAGCUGCAAUGUUUCAGAUACCACAGCUUCUCAAGAAAUGGCACAACUCAAGAACAAACUUGAAGACAAGGUGGCAAUAGUCACGGGUGGCGCCAGCGGCAUUGGUGAAGCCACCGCGCGCCACUUUGCAUUGUAUGGUGCACGCGCGGUGGUUAUCGCCGACGUCCAGGACCAGAAAGGUAAUGACGUCGCCGCUUCGAUAGGUCCUCACUGCACCUACGUCCGCUGCGACGUUACAGACGAGGAUCAAGUGAAGAGCCUGGUCGACUCAACUGUCCAGAUGCACGGCCGCCUGGACAUCAUGUUCAGCAACGCCGGAGUAUUCAGCUCGUCCGAGCAGACCGUGCUGGAGUUUGACUUAUCCAACUACGAGAAGCUCAUGGCGGUCAACGUACGUGGGAUGGCGGCGUGUCUGAAGCACGGGGCGAGGGCCAUGGUGGAAGGUAGAGUUAAGGGGAGCGUGAUAUGCACCGCGAGCGUUGCGGCCAAUACCGGAUUAGAGUAGUUCACAGAGUACAGCAUGUCGAAACACGCCAUUCUGGGUCUGAUCAGGUCGGCAAGUAUCCAGCUCGGCACGUAUGGGAUACGCGUUAACUGCGUCUCGCCGGGACCUGUUCAUACGCCACUCCUGAACUCGUUCCUUGCCUUCAACGCUGUGGAGAUAACCAAGUUAUCGGCGGCGUCAGGUGAUCGGCAUGAGAUUAUGUCGCCAGAUAAUGUGGCUAACGCAGUCGUGUUCUUGGCUUCUGACGAUUCUCAGUUUGUAUCCGGUC